AUGCUGUCAGUCUGUGCUUCUGCGAGAAGAUAGCGGAGAUAAGCUGGGGGACGUACUGCAGGCGUCGCAUGCUGCCUUCUUGCACAUGUUGGCGAUAAGUGACGAACUUUGGGUGGUAGUGACAGCGGAUGAUGCAAGAGUCUUGUGCAGCGCCGGAUCGAAGGGUUGAGUCGAAAACGUAUGCCCGUAAGCAAAGUCAAGCCACUUGGUUGUUGUCCUUUGUUUUGCGCGGGAAUGAAGGUCUAUUCCAAGAUGUGUGCAAAAAGCACCAAAGCGUAUGCGGUCAAAGUCUGAUGGGAAAAGGGCUUCCGAAACAGCGUCCUCGAUAUUAUUAUAUGAGCAGUAGCGUGUCUUCACCAUAUAUAUUAAACCCCUCUGCGUCCUCGCCGUCUCGGACCUUGGACGAAGGAUUCGCAGUUUCGUGUUCGCAGGCCCAUACAGUCAGCAGUCGGCGAUGUGGUAGUCGGCGACCACAUCCGGAAGUAUUCCAAGACCAAUCAAAUCGCCACUGGACACCUUGCCGCACGCUGCGAACCCACACUCUCCCCGAGGUCGCCUUAGCGGAGGCGUCAAAGACCACGCCCAUCCCAGCCAGAGCGUCUACAUGCACGAGAAACCCGCGUGGGGACAGCUUGGCUGCGGGAACGGCGUGGUCGGGCUGUCACUGAUGCGCUGCUACUGCCAUUUAGUGACGAUGGACGUGCCCUCAAAGCGCGCCUAAAGCGAGGUAAAGAGCGGUAAGGGUAUUGGAUGGGAGCAGAGGUGAACUGUUAGAGGGUGCAGGCUGGGUGGAGCGGCUUGGUGCAUUUUUGGUGUGUUCCUGCUACCAGAGGAGUGGGAACGCACCAAAAGUGGAUUUGGAAUGGCCAGACUGCCUGCAGAUGGGCCCGCGCCUUGGAGGCUGAACAGCCGGCGUUCGGGCGCUCACGAUGCAGGCAGUGUGUAAACGGCGAUUAUCUGGGGUCGCACAGGCCUCACUCUACACGAAUCGUACGAGCAUGA
Didymella exigua CBS 183.55 is the source of this 1002-nucleotide messenger RNA. RefSeq lists its product as uncharacterized. Bases 129 to 668 code for a protein of 179 amino acids. Lineage: Eukaryota; Fungi; Ascomycota; Dothideomycetes; Pleosporales; Didymellaceae. The transcript has a single exon. The record is from RefSeq and is a predicted model, not a curated record.